GUAAUCAACACGGAAGCAGCGUAUCCUGAAUCCUUUUUGACGCAUGCAUUUGCACUUUGAGCACUUCGUUGUACAUUCAUCCAGAUAUUGUUAACCCAGACGUUAGCAUUAACAGAUAAUACAGACUGAGGUGUGCGUGGUGCAGGUAUGUCGUCCAGCGGAGAAGGAGUGUUACAGGCCGUGGAGACCCCGCUGUUCUGGCUCGGUGCGCUGACCGCGGCCUGGCUGUCUGUGUGCUCCGUCUACCGGCUGCUCUCCGGGAUCAAGGUGUGGGUGCUGGGCAACGGACGGCUCGUGUCACCCAUUGCACUGGGGAAAUGGGCAGUGGUGACAGGAGCCACAGAUGGGAUCGGGAAAGCUUAUGCAGAGGAGCUCGCCCGCAGAGGCUUUGCCAUCGUGCUGAUCAGCCGCUCUCAGGAGAAGCUGGACGAUGUGUCCAAGGCGAUCUCGAGCAAAUGUGGCGUGGAGACCAAAACGAUAGCAGCAGACUUCAGUGCUGUAGACAUCUACUCUAAGAUUGAAGAUGGACUUGCAGGACUGGAGAUUGGAGUUUUGGUGAACAAUGUUGGGAUAUCCUAUUCAUACCCUGAGUUCUUCCUCAACGUCCCCAACCUCGACACGUUCAUCGACACCAUGGUCAACAUUAACAUCACCUCAGUCUGCCAGAUGACACGUCUCGUAUUACCUCGAAUGGUGGAGCGGAAGAAGGGGGCUAUCCUCAACAUCUCAUCUGCCAGUGGGAUGUACCCUGUUCCUCUGCUCACUGUCUACUCUGCCUCCAAGGCAUUUGUGGACUUCUUUUCGCGAGGGCUUCAAGCUGAAUACAAGAGCAAAGGCAUCAUCAUCCAGAGUGUUCUGCCAUUUUUUGUUGCAACCAAGCUGAGUAAAAUCCGUCGGGCUACGCUGGACAAGCCCAGUCCAGAGCGCUACGUUUCAGCCGAGCUCAACACUGUGGGGCUACAGACCCAGACCAACGGCUACCUGCCCCACGCCAUUAUGGGCUGGGUGACUACAGCCCUGCUCCCUGCCAAGAUCCUCAACAGCCACGUGAUGGGGAUGGGUUUGUCCCAGCGCGCUCGUUACCUCAAGAAGCAGAAGCAGGGGUAGAUAGAUCAGCGGCGGCUGGGAGCGGCAGCAACAGAGGGGUCCAGCUGUGUUGACCACUCCUCCGGCUACCAUCACUGCAGACCAAGACGAGAAAAUGGGACCAUUUCAGUGCAACAUCCCAUUCCCCCCCCUCUGAUGCUCUCAGUCAUACAUGAUGUGAGGCCGUAUUUCGCCGCAGUUGCUGACAUGUAUUCAAUCCAAACAGUCAAAACGAAUGUGAAAAUUACUGAACAAAGUGGUGCUCGUCUUUGAGUGAUCAGCUUUAAUGAAAGGAACACUAACAUGGAACAUGAAAACUAUCCCCAGAACUCUCCAUCUGUCCUCAAAACAUGAUCAGUUCAGCCUGCGUGUUAAGGGAAGGAUACAGAUCAUUUGGGUGUCUGAGGUUUGGGGCCUCCUGUGAGUACAAGGACCAACUUUUAGCUUUGUGGGCUCUCUUCAAGCUAUUUAGGGGAACACUGGAGGUGGUACUUACUGCUCACACUUUCUAGAGCACUUAAAUAACAUGUUUUCAAGAUUAAAAACAAUGAAAUUUGCUUUUUUUUUGGUGAUAAUGGAUUUCUUAAUUCUUUUUGGGUUUUUUUUUUCAUCUUUCCAUAUUUUCUCUACAGUAUUGAUGCGGUGUUGAACUACAUGGUAGUUUGGUUAAAUUAUAAAAUAAGAGCGGACACUGUAGAAGAAAACCUCUGGUUGUUCACCUACUGAACUGAUUUUCAGAUUAAUUCUUAGAACUGGCGUUUCCGUUCAGCCUGACUUUCUACACCUUAGUUGUUACAUUUCUCAAGAUAAAUCUCGAUAUAGCGAGUUGGUGGUUUUGUGUGCAGUGGUUAAUGUUUUCCAUCUGUGUUGUUGGAUUUUCUUACAUGUUAAACAAAACCAAAUGUACAGAAACCAUUGAAAACCUUUCAAAAAGACUUUUGAAAACUCCAUGUACGUGACGUUCGUGUUCAUCGACUGUGUGAGUAAUAGUGUCUUAUUUCGCUCGUCUUGGCUCAGAUUUCAGCUUUUUCAGCUUGCUUUCACUCGCACUAACUAUUUGGGUGCAGCAGCCGGGGACCAGUGUCAGUUCUAGAGCUGGUGUUUUUGUCAAGGGUAAUGACAUUAGGUUUUAGAUGUGUUCCUAAUCCCUGGGAUGCAUGUUGUUCGGGCUGAAAGCAAAGUGAACCAGAACACCUGGAUAUCGUUGAGAUGCACUGACUAUAAAAGACUCAUCGCAUUUGUCCUUUCAGCCAACAAUAAAUAUCAAGUCAAAUAACUUCAUCCAGCCUUCUGUCUCUUUCUGACUUCUAUUGCUCAGUUUCACCUUUCUUGUCACUUCUGUUUUGGCUGCCAUGACUGUACGAUUUACAGCAUUUA
Molecule: messenger RNA, 2463 nt
Organism: Chelmon rostratus (copperband butterflyfish)
Lineage: Eukaryota; Metazoa; Chordata; Actinopteri; Chaetodontiformes; Chaetodontidae
Gene: hsd17b12b
Product: hydroxysteroid (17-beta) dehydrogenase 12b
Exons: 11
Coding region: 148-1107 (319 amino acids)
Cellular component (GO): endoplasmic reticulum
Molecular function (GO): oxidoreductase activity
Source: RefSeq, a predicted model, not a curated record